CACGCUCACUCUCACAAAGAACUUGAAGAGUGGCUGAUGCGGUCAGAGGUUGCUCAGAAGCGGAAGCAAUCAGCAAAACAUCAGGGGCUGUUACCCUAUCAGGACAGAAUACUGGAGGAAUACAGGAACUGUAGAAAUGAAAUACUGAUUAUGUCAGAAGAAGUUGAUGACGUUAUGAUUUCUUGUGAUUGUGCGUUAAGAAUACCUUAUUACAAGAGAAGAUCUAAACUGAAGUGGAACUUUCACAUAAAAUCACAGAAACCAUUGUUGUUUGUUGCACUGCUGAAGAGAGAUCCGGGUGCAGUGUUCUGGUUGGAAGGAAAAGAUAUACCAAAGAAGUGUGCUAUUUCUGAAGGCAUCAAAUUCCGAAUAUCAGAAACUUCCUAUCAUGUUGGUGUCUUAUUUGAAGCUGGGACCUUAGGAAUUUAUGACCAGUGGGUUGUUUUUGAUUUUGGAAGCCGACCUCUCCUUGUCAGGAAGAUUUAUGUCAGUAAAACAAGUGCUUUCCAACCACCAGAAAACCCAAACACCGAUGCCCAAUUUGUCGAUCUGGAGAGGUGGCACAGUGGCAAUCGGAGGAUUGUACCUUGCGUGGAGAAAACUGAGAAUGAACUUCUGGUGUUGCAGGAGUACAAGUCACCUGCUUUAUCAUUGGAAUAUAAAGUGAAAGACAUGGCAAACAUUCCGAUAACACGUGUGAAUUACAGAGAGAGAAUGCACAAUUUCCUGUAUCGAGAGGAACAAGCUGAAGAAGGUGUAGUUUCACGGCUGAGUCUAAUGACGACCAUUUUUAUCACUGACAUGUUGGAAGAUGUAUUUGAAGGUUUAAAAAUUGCACAAAAUGGAGAAUUAUUUGCCGUUUUUCCAUCCCCUUCUGCUUUGACUGAUUCAAAUGAAGGCUUCCUGUUCAAGAGAGCAGUUAAUACCGUGCUGUUAGCACCAAGUCCAUCAUCGCACAAUGUUGUUUAUGAGGCUGCCAUCAUUCGUGAAGCUACUACUGAAAAGCGCCUUGCUCUGAAGCUGUCUCUGCGUUGCCACACUGAGCUUGCAUUCCACAAAGGAAGCCAUCACAACGUAGAGAUUCAAUUCCAAUUAGACCGGCUUCCUUUUUGCUUCAGGCACCAAGCUGUGGAUAGACUUCCAAAUGAGCAAAUUAUUUUUCCAGAUAUUGUCAACUGUUCCAUUCCUCAGUUUACUGAUCCUAUUCUGACUGGAAACCAGAAGCAACGAGCUGCUGUUGCCUUCAUAGCUGGAGAAACAACUGGGAAAAAAUCAGCCCCCCCUCUUCUAAUUUAUGGGCCAUUUGGAACUGGAAAGACCUUUACCUUGGCAACAGCUGCUUUGGAAAUAUUGAAGAACCCAAAUACUAGAUUACUGUUAUGUACUGACACUAAUAGUGCCGCAGACUUGUAUGUCAAGGAUUAUUUUCAUUUCCAUGUGAAUGCUGGGAAUCUUCACGGAAGACCACUGCGAAUGAAAUAUGUGAGGCAAAACCCCAUUCACACUGAUCCCAUCACAAAACAAUAUUGCUUAUUUUCAAACAGUGCAUUUGUUUUGCCUGACAGAAGUACUUUAGAAUCAUACCGUAUAGUCAUCACCACUUGCAUGGAGGCAAAAUUGUUUUCUGAACUCAAAUUGCCCCUUGGCUUUUUCACACACAUCCUGAUUGAUGAAGCAGCUCAGAUGUUGGAAUGUGAUGCUCUGAUUCCACUUGCCCUAGCUAGCAAUAAAACACGAAUCGUUCUUGCAGGAGAUCACAUGCAAAUGACACCCAAACUUUUCUCCAUCGAAAGUAAUGAGAUGGCAGACUACACCUUGCUCAAUCGUCUGUUCCAAUUUUAUCAGAAGGAAAAACAUGACAAAGCAACCAAAAGUCGCAUCAUCUUCAGGGAAAAUUAUAGAUCAGUGAAGGAGAUCGUUCACUUUGUGUCAAUGCACUUUUAUAUGCUAAAGGCUGAUGUCAUUCAAGCAAGUGGAAACAUUCAGCCUCAUCCUCAGUUCUACCCUUUGAUGUUUUGCUAUGUUCAUGGUAUCAGCAGUUUCAACUCUUCCAAGUUAUCCUGGUAUAAUGAGGCUGAAGUUUUUGAAGUUGUUGAAAAAGUACAGUCAGUUCUGAAUAGCUGGCCCGUGGAGUGGGGACAACUGGAUCCAAGCUCAGUGUGCGUAGUGUCUUCUGAAGGAUUUCAGGUUCAGUGCUUGAGGCACAGACUCAGGCAAUGUGGAUAUUCAACAGUAACUGUCGAGAAUGUUUUCAAUAUUCAAGGAAAACAGUUCAGAGUGAUGAUCAUCUCUACAGUACAUACUUGUGAAAGCUGCACUUCUUCAAAGAGUGCUAAUUUGGAGUUUUUCAAUCAGUCUAGGGUUUUGAACACGGCGAUGACACGAGCCCAGUCUCUUGUGAUUGUUGUGGGUGACGCUGUGGCUCUUUGCUCUGUUGGAAACUGCAGCAAAAUUUGGAAAAAUUAUAUUCAGGAGUGUAUUGACAAUCAAGGCAUUUACCCAGAGGACCUCACAAUGGAGCAAAUUAAACAGGCCGUUAUUGACACUGAGAACUGGGCUUGUAAGGCAGAAGAUGAAAAUGACAAUGAUUCUUGUUACUCAGAUAAAGAUGUCGAUCCAAUACUGCAAGAACUUUUAGAUGAGAGCAAGAAUGUGACUUUAACAGUGACAGAAGAAGGAUUGAUGGAUAUUGUUGUGGCAGAUGAAAUAGAACCAGAGGAGAACAUCAAUAAUCAAAUUCCAGCAGGAGCCAUUCAGUCCUUACAGAAGAGGAAAAAUGCACAGUACACAGAUUAUCCUUUACAUGUGCUGCAGACACUGCUAUUAACUCAGCCUUCAAAGUAUAAGCGAUGUGAGAUAAUCAUGGAAAAAUUUUACAAAGGCUAUGCUGUCACCCUUGAUGAUCCUCAGUCUAUACACAUUAAGAUAAAAGGUCGACUUAACUGUGGACAUUCAUUUCCUGGUGAUCAAGUUUUAGUUGAAAUUCUGGAUCAUGAUUCAGGCCAAGUUGAUAAUACUAAUCUAAGCGGAAAAGUGGUUGGAGUAUUGAAAGCAGGCGAUUUACCAAGAAUCUUCAUCUGCACAGUUGAUGAAUAUGAUUCGCAUGUAAUGAUCCCUAUCAAUAAAUGUGUUACAAAACUCUACACACCACCAGUGGAUAAAAAGUCUCGUAACAAAAUCCCUAUUCGCAAACGCAAAAAAGACAAAAUUGUGACAACGCAAAUUAUAUGUCUUACUGAAGAAAUAAGGAGGAAUUAUUUCUUUGUAGUUGAACUGCUAUGCUGGCGAAGCUGCUUUUACUUGCCACUGGGAAUUGUAACUAAAAUGCUUCCUGCAGCGGUAACAAUGGAAACAGGAAUGGAAAUACUGAACUUGGAAUAUCAAAUUCAUGACAGCUAUCCAAAAGAAAUUCUGAAAGAGAUAGCAAAAUAUAGCCAGACUAAUAAUAUUUUGGAGGGAAAUCGAAAGGACUGCCGGAAGUAUUUAACGUUCACUGUGGAUCAUAUGAGUUCCACAGAUCUUGAUGAUGCAAUUAGUGUGAGAGAGUUAGGUGACAAUUAUGAAAUUGGGAUUCACAUUGCAGAUGUAGCAAGCUUUGUGCCAAGAGGUAGUUGCUUAGACCGUGAGGCGCUCAAGCGUGGAGUUACUCAUUAUCCGCCUGGCAGAGAUCCAAUUCAUAUGCUCCCACCAAAGCUCAGUGAAGAAGUCUGCAGCCUGCUACCAGAAAAACCACGCAAGGUCAUCUCUCUGUUUGUUGUUGUGCAAAAGAGUACAGACAAAGUUGUUAAAGCAAACUUUUCACUUUCUGUCAUUCAAUCAGAUAGGAAACUUUCCUAUGAUAAAGCAGAGGAUAUCCUCAACUGCUUUAGUGGAAGUGAAUUGAGAUUUGACACUUUGGAAGAUUCAAUUGCAACAGCUUUUCACUUCUCCAGAGUUCACAGAAAAUGUCGACUUCAGGACGAUUGCUAUUAUGAUCAGGCAGAUGAAGAGAGACGCCUAGGAAAUAGAAAAUCCCAGCAGAUGAUUGAAGAAUUAAUGAUAAUGAUGAAUAGCUUUGUUGCUGAAUUCUUGACCAACAAAACAAAAACAGUGAGUGUGACACCAUUGAGAUGCCAGGGGUCUCCUGCAUCUCAGCAGCUGGCCAAGCUUGAAAAUACGCACAAAAACCUGAUUUCCCUUUCUAUUCAUCUCUCCCAUCACUUGGGCAUCACGCCAAAUGUUCAAUCUCCACCUUGUGAGAAAUUCCAGAUCCUGUCCUCUUUGUGGAGUAGCCUGAUAAAAGCAGCUAAGGAUAAUGACAUUCACAGGUUGGCAGAUUUCAUUGCAACAGAUGAUAUCCACCCAAAUCUUGCACCAGUAACAAUGGAACUGAGAAAACUUAUGCACAAAUCCUUCUUUGUCCGUUCCAGCUCAACAGCUCUGUCAAGGCAAGGACAUUACUCUCUGCAACUUGAAUCCUAUACCUGGGCCACUUCACCCAUUCGCCGAUAUCUGGACAUUAUUAUCCAACGUCUCCUUGCCAUGGUCCUAUGCGGGGAAGCAGAUCUUCCAUACAGCAAACAGGAAAUUGACAACCUAUGUAUGGAUUUCAACAGAAAGAAUAGAACGGCUUCAAAUUAUGAAAAAAAGGCUCAAUGCCUCCACUUUGCAACACAGCUUAGAAGUCAAGUGGUACAAAAGCUGGUAUUCGCUGUUGAAGUUGAAUCGUUAACCAGAUGCUUCAAGGUCAUAUUCCCUUUGAAGUAUAAUGCCCUAUCAGAGCUCCUUGAUAUAAAUUACAGAACUCUGCAACUGGUGGAUCAACCUGCCUAUGAUGAGAGCACAAAAACAAUGAAGUUAACAUGGAGGAAACGAAUCUACUGCUUAGAAACAACAAGAAAUUCUAUUCUUCCACCUGCACCAUUUUGCAACCCACAUGUCUGCACUAUUAAUGCUAACACUUGGCAGCAAGUUGUGCAAGCGGUCAGGUUGGAAAGAUUUUCUGAAGUGGCUGCCCUUCUCCUGGAGAACAGUGAAGGUGUCAAAUCCAAUGGCAAGCAAGGGCACUUUGGCAAGAUAGAUGUAAGCAAGUGUCAAAUUUCUUCGGUUUCACAUUAUGUACACAUUUCCCUGGAGGUGAAAAAUGGUGAUGCAUUGCAGUUGCAACUGAGCACAGAUAUAAAGAAUGGUUUUUUGGUGCCAGCUGUGCAAUUGUUGAGUAUAACUCCAGCCUUUGAGAUUUGCAUUGAACAUGCAGAAAAUCCCAUUAUAUGCUUCUCAGAAUAUGCCUCCAAGUCGCCUCAAAAGACCUAUAAUAGUGCAAAGGAAUACCAAAGAAUCUGGGGACCAUUGUGCGCAAUGGAAUCUGCAUCAAGUUCUGUUUGCGAGAAUGAAGUUAUAGUCAUCUAUGAUGUUAAAAUAACUUGGAAGAGGGAGAAUACACAUGUUGGGAAGCUUCAGGGCACAUUCUGUAUUCCUAAAGAAUUUUGUAAAAACUGGCACCUUGGAAGUGCCCUGACUAAUUGCUAUCUGUGUAUCCGGUGUAGAGGCUUGAAAAAGAAACCAGAAAGGAAUCUGACCGGAAAUGAUGAGGCUCUUCAUCUAAGUUUUAAAGCCCUUCACAUAUCAGAAAACACCUCAGAGUUGAACAUUGACCCUGACAAUUACAUUUGGGUAGCACAUGCUGUGACUGAAGAGUUCCAAAAUGAUGGUCCCAAACCUGACAGAGAGACCUACAAUAAGACAAACUUUUCUGUGUACAAAACCACCAUGGAUAUGAUCCCAAAUGAAAUAUUCCAGAAGGAGACAAAGUUUGUGGUGGAGAUUAUUCCCAAACUACUUCCUGAUCUACGGAAAGAGCGUGCUAUUCAGAAUCUUCCGAAUUCUUCACAGCUUGCACAGAAUAUAGCAUUGGGUCGACACAUACCUCUCACAAAUAACUCCGAAUUACCAUCAAAUGUAUUGAAACAGACCAACUAUUCCCUUCCUGAAUUUGAAGACCUCAAUAGAAGCCAAAUACAAGCAGUUCAACGAGCUCUUAGGAGCCCUUUUGCUCUCAUUCAAGGACCACCAGGAACAGGAAAAACGGUGGUCGGAGUUCACAUCGUCUAUUGGUUCCACAGAAUGAAUUACGAUUAUAACAACCAAAACUAUCCAUUGGACAAGGAAGACAGAGAUAAAAGAUGUAUACUUUACUGUGGACCUUCAAACAAGUCUGUCAAUGUUGUUGCUGAAUACCUGUUGAAGCUGCAGAAGUAUCUGAAACCACUCCGUGUUUACAGUGAGCAGAUGGAAAUGGUGGAUUUUCCAUAUCCUGGGAGCCAACUGAUGAUCUCGAAGAAGUCAGUUCGGGAAGGAAAACCGAAACCUAACCUGAGGCCAAUAACACUUCAUUACAAAAUACGUGAACCAUCUAAUCCUUUUGCGUCUAAAAUAAAAGCAUAUGAUGAAAUGAUUCAAAGUGGAACAAUAGUGACAGAAGAAGACAUAGAUGAAUACAAGAAAUUGCUCAGCAAAGCACGGAAGCAUGAACUAAGACGUCAUGAUGUCAUCCUUUGCACAUGUGCCACUUCUUCCAGUAAGGUUCUACAAGAAAUGAGUGUGCGGCAAAUAUUGGUGGAUGAGAGUGCCAUGUGUACUGAACCAGAACUGUUAAUCCCUAUUGUUGCACAUAAACAAGCAAAUCAGAUUGUUCUUUUGGGUGACCAUAUGCAACUACGGCCUAUUAUAAGCAAUGAGUUCUGUCGGCGUCUUGGCAUGGAGACAUCGCUAUUUGAGCGCUACGAUAAACAAGCAUUGAUGCUUAAUGUGCAGUAUCGGAUGCAAAAAGAAAUUUGCCAGUUUCCUUCUCAGAUGUUUUACAACGGGAAGCUGGAAACUGAUCCUAAACUUGAACGUCGUCCCCAAAGUGUCUUCUAUCAUCGUGGAAAGAGGACCUGCCCAAUAAUCUUUGGGCAUGUCCUGGGAAAUGAAGUUAGUUUGAUGGUCUCAACUGAGGAGGGAAAUGAGAAUUCCAGAGCAAAUAAAUUGGAGGCUGAGAAAGCUGUGUUCAUUGUGAAGCAGUUAACCUUUGCCAAAAUCAAACCAAACGAUAUUGCAGUUUUGACACCCUACAAUGCCCAGGUGUUGGAGAUAAACAAGCUGCUCAGUGCAAAAGGAAUUACAGGAAUAACUGUGUGCACCAUCAUAAAAAGUCAAGGAAGUGAAUGGCGUUAUGUCAUUCUUUCUGCGGUUCGUUCACUUCCACAACGAGAAAUUGAUAUGCAACCUUCCAAGUCCUGGUUGAAGAAAUACUUAGGUUUCAUCACUGAUCCAAACCAAGUGAAUGUUGCACUUACAAGAGCAAAAGAAGGCCUUUGUAUUUUGGGAAAUGAGUGUUUACUGCGCUGUAGUAAUCCCUGGAAGGAUCUGCUGGCACAUUAUAGAAAGAAGAAUGCUUUGGUGAAUGCUGAUGAUAUUACUGUAAGAAAAUAGUUGGGACAUAGCUGCCCAACACAAAAGAGGAAUCUCAGGUUUUCUAGAUUUGGAGUUUUGUUUUAAAAUGCUUGAAAAACAUUCAAAUUGGCUUUAGAUUCCAAAGUCAAGACUUCUAUGUGCAUCGUUGUCACUCUAUCUGAUUCCCAUACCAGUUUUGAAAAUGAUUCUUUGUUGAAACAAUUAGCUAAUUAUUUAGUGCAUGACUGUCUUAAUGCAAAUAUUAUGGAGUCAAAAAAGAUUUAAUGAAUUUUAACAUUUGAUAAUGUAUUGCACUUUUGUCUUAAACUGUGUAAGAUAUAUUCUCUAAAUUCAAAAUCUAAGAAUUUUAUAAUUAGGUGCUAGUUUAUAAAUAAAACAAAGGAAUACAGUAUAGAAUUGUAAUAAAACAUCUAUUGUGGGUCUGAGCACUUUCUUCUUAGAUUUUAUAUAAUAACUACUGUUUGAACUAAUUGGCUAAUCUGCUAGCUUUAUGAAGUAUUUGGGAUUGUCUACAUUUGCCACUAGAUAAUUGGAAAGGAAAUAUAUUUUAAUUGUCUAUUUUGAAAGUGAAAUUUAUGUUUCAUUUUAACUCAGUAAAUGGUAUUAUAUUCUCCCAACUUCAAGAGCCUUUAUAUCAUAACAUGAAGACCUGCAAAUGCUGGAGAUUUGAAGCAAACAUUUAGCAGGUCUAACAGCAUCUGUGGAGAAAGAAACAGAGUUAACCUUUUGACCCUUCUGAUGAAGGGUCAGUGGACUAAAAUGUUUUCUCCAUUUUUCCCUCCCUAAGCCAUGAACAACUUUUUGUGUAGCAGCUUGUCAAAUUGCUUUUGCAAAUCCUUAUAUACGGCAUGCAUUGGUUCCUAUUUCUCUGCAUUGAGACAUGCUCAUCUUAGUAAAUUUGUCAAACACAAUUUCCCUUUCUGUUGACUCUGCCUAAUCAUUUUAUGAUCCUACCUAAGUAGAACAUAGAAAACUGGCUACUUGAUCUGUAAGUAGAAUGUUGCCAUAUAAAAAGGAGUUUUAUAAUUAGCUAUGAAUUUAAGAUGUAUACAUUAUUCAUAAAGGUCCUUCUGAAUAUUGUGUCUGGGAGCAGGAAUCAGUCCCUUAAGGUGCAAUUUCUAUUUUUAAGAAAUGAAAAUCGUCUUCUACUUAAUGCAAUGACUUUUUCAAAAGAACUUAAAACUUUCAGAUAUUUGCUGCUGGAAAAGCUUGUGGUAUUGUAGUUUAAAUUGCUCAACUUCUUUAUCCAAUUCCUUUAAAUUGCUAUAUUUUCAAUUGAAGGUUUUCCAUUCCUCUUAGGCAAUUCAUCCUCACUGUUGCAAGUUGCAGGGUAGGUUGAUUGAAACAAUCAGACUUUCUGUGGAGAGCACAAAUGUCUUUCUAAAAAUAGACCAUAAACUACCUAUGGAGAGGCACAUUGCCUCAUGACCAUAUAAUGAAGAUUCCCAACAGACAAUGGACCAAGCAAGAGACUCAAUGUUAGAACCUCCAAAUUGGAAUCAGUUAUCUCCACUACUGGAGCUGGUGGGCAACUUAAAUUUGAUAUAUUUUCUGAUGUGCAGGCUAUAGUAAUUGCCAAUAAGUAUAAUAAACCGAGAAAUAAUUUCCAAAACUAAUAAACAAAAAUUUAAUGUAUUUAAAUGACUUCCCUCUGAGCAUCCAUAUGAAGAGACAUAAACUUUCUUAUUUUUAAGGUGAGGUCUGUGGAAUAAUGAGGUUUUUUAUUAUUAUUAUUACUUGUGUUUUACUGACUUUGAAUUUUGAAUUCCUACUACUGAAUCCAGGUUGGUGAAGGCGUAGAUUCUAAGCAGCAUAAUUAAUGUUGCUCUGUCAAUCUUGUACCACAAAGAUUGUCUUGCUGACUAGAUAAUAGAGUAUUGGCUGUUAUAGUGUAAAAAUUAAGGAAUGUGAAAUGGUCAUCUAACCUUCAAAGACCCACCACCCACCCACACACCUACCCCACCCUCCAGGUCCUCAUUUCGUGGCCAGUUUGGGCUCAGUUUGAACACAUUCAAAACCCAUUCAUGCAGGCAGCAUUAAAAUCUUCUGUAUCCAUCAAUCACGUAUUUGCCAAUCCAUGCCAAAAAAUAAGUAGCAACAGAAAUCAACAUCUGUGGGCACUUUUAGCCUAUUAUUAACAAGCAAAUUUCAUCAUUCGUGGGGAUUCUCAGGAACAGAACUCUUGUGGAUAUGGAAAAAUGACUGUCGGUCUAAUAUUCCUUUGCUUAUUCAGCAUUUCAUAUAAUCUUUUUAAACUGUCAGCUGAACCAGUUCCACUGAACUAGGGUGGUGUAAACUUGAUGGCAGUCCUCAAUUUUAAGUUAAUCUUUUUUUUAAAAAAUGUUUUUUGUGUCUUUUCUUGGUUUAGUAUACAACACCUCUCUAUAACCAUACUAAUUCAGUUAGUUAUGUAAAAACAUGGAUCAUUUUAUCAUAUCUCUUGAUGAAUCGCUUUAUGUUGGAGCAGACCUGAGAUCAAUGUAUCAGCUUAUUAAGGAUAAUUUUUCUGGUACAGAAUAGCUUCUGCAGUCUUUUCACAUUUUGAAGGUAUUAAAUGAGUAGCUGCCUCUGCCCGACAUCAUUCAAUUUCCGGAGUACUAAAAUACAAUAAAAACCUUUUUUUAAAAAAAUGCAUAUUUAUCCAUCUAAAAGCACAACAACUAAGUGCUACUAUAAUAACCUGUGACCAAAAAGUGAUGUUAUGUAGUUCUUUAUUUCUGUGAUAGUGCAAUUGUUUUUAAAAAAAGAGGUGUCUGUUUUGUGAUUUAUGAAUUAAUGUUAUUUUGGAACUGGUAUCUUUAUAUUUUUCUCAGUGAAUUUGUUAAGUAUUAGUAAUAAAUUUCCACCAUUGAAUUUGCGUUGUUAUAUGUUUUGUGUGGGGACAGAAAAGCUGUGCAUUGGGUAUACUGCAUGACUACUCUGUGAGACCUCAGUCACCUUGUGCGGAUUACAAUGUUUUGAAUGUAUCACUGUUUUAUAGGGCUGUCCUCUGUCAUAUUGAAGUUUCAAUAGUAAUGGAAUGAAAACUUAUUUCUUUAAACAAAGCUUCAUCCAUAGCACAUUCUUGAUAUGAAAAAUGUUAACUUUAAGGAUUUUAAUUUUUUUUACAUUUAAUAAAGAAUAAGUGAAAGGUG
Molecule: messenger RNA, 10568 nt
Organism: Chiloscyllium plagiosum (whitespotted bambooshark)
Lineage: Eukaryota; Metazoa; Chordata; Chondrichthyes; Orectolobiformes; Hemiscylliidae
Source: RefSeq, a predicted model, not a curated record